CGCCUGCGCUAAGCGCUAAUGCGUAACUAGGUAAUAACACAGUCGUCGGCCAAACGAACGCCAGGGACUGGAAUAGUAACAUCUGCUAAAGCUAAGCUAGACGAGGGGAACCCGAGCGAACACCCGCCCCUCCAUGAAGUAUCCAGUGGUGAUUCUGCUCCUUGUUGGACUGCACCAAACCUCCGCGGGAGUACGUAUGGAUAAACUUGCAGACAGCAAGAUGUGUGGAGAUGCAGAAUGCUCAUAUGUUCUUUCCGUGGCCACAGCCUUGGAUGACUUUAUCGCUCCUGACUGCAGAUUCAUCAACAUCAAGAAGGGACAGAUGGUGUAUGUGUAUUCUAAGCUCGUACCAGAGGAGGGCGCCGGAGUCUUCUGGUCUGGAAGUGUUUACAGUGAUCACUAUGUGGACCAGAUGGGCAUCAUCGGAUACUUCCCUGCAUCUGUGGUGAAGGAGAUGCUCAAGUUCACAGAAGAUGCAGUGACUAUUCCCACGGCAGAAAUGGACUUCUUCUGUGACUGAGGCGUGACACACUACUGUAUAAUCUCCUGCUUCUCAAGUCUUGCUUUUUAGUCACUCAGGCCUUUGCAAGGAAGACUGAAGUCCAUACAAUAGUCUGACAGUCAAACCUUUGGACCAGUUACUUUGAUUAAUAAAUCUUUUCUUGUCAAUUAA
This is a messenger RNA of Betta splendens (Siamese fighting fish), 673 nucleotides long. RefSeq names its product otoraplin-like. The transcript is spliced from 5 exons. The coding region runs from base 134 to 520 and encodes 128 amino acids. Gene Ontology annotation, molecular function: protein binding. The record is from RefSeq and is a predicted model, not a curated record. Gene Ontology annotation, biological process: cartilage condensation. NCBI's taxonomy places the organism in Eukaryota, Metazoa, Chordata, Actinopteri, Anabantiformes, Osphronemidae.